Messenger RNA from Archocentrus centrarchus (flier cichlid), 3031 nucleotides. It is a transcript of the gene dram1, whose product is annotated as DNA-damage regulated autophagy modulator 1. The transcript has 7 exons. Gene Ontology annotation, biological process: regulation of autophagy. Lineage: Eukaryota; Metazoa; Chordata; Actinopteri; Cichliformes; Cichlidae. Bases 227 to 940 code for a protein of 237 amino acids. Gene Ontology annotation, cellular component: lysosome. The record is from RefSeq and is a predicted model, not a curated record.
GCCCCACGGGGAGUCGCUGUGGGUUAUAGGCUACUGUAUACUGUAUAUAUUGCUUAUCUGCAGAGGUUCAAGUUCAUUGUUGCAUGUGAUUGUCGGUAACAGACCUCAUACGGCAGCUGACCGCCCUGUUCCUGGACCAGCUUUUCUCUUCGCAUGGCUCUGUUUACGCGGCGCGUAACUGACUGAGGGAAAGUCUGCUUAAAGUUCAGCGCAAAAACUCUCGGAGAUGUAUUGGUUCAUGCAAGGACUGUGCGCCCUGCCAGCGUUCUUGGUCGUCUGGUCCUCCGCUACUUUCAUUGUUUCUUAUAUCAUUGCGAUCUACAACAACGAUGUCGACGUAAUCUUCCCAUACAUAAGUGACACAGGUGUCAACCCCCCAGAGAGCUGCAUUUUUGGUCUGAUGACAUUUAUUUCUGCAUGUGCAGGUGUAGCCACUAUUUACGCCAGAUAUAAGCAUGUGGAUAAGCUGAGGGAGGACAACAGAUGUGAUGUGAACUCAUGCCUCAACAAAACUGCUCUUUGGUUUGGUGAGAUCUCCUGCUUUGGCAUGUGCAUUGUUGCUACUUUCCAGGAAACGACACUGCAAGCAGUUCAUGAUUGUGGAGCAAUGAUGUUUUUUCUCUGUGGCAUCGUGUACAUUAUCCUCCAGUGUUUUAUAUCAUUUUAUGCAUAUCCACAUGGGUGCUCCAAGAAUCUGUUUCAUGUGCGUGUCAGCAUCGCCACGCUUGCUUUUGUGGCAUUCUUUCCCACUGUCAUCUGUGCAUUUUACGUGAAACAAACUGAACUGCACAGACACAAGGAUGACAAGGACUAUCCCUUCCAUGUAGCCAGUGCUGUAUGCGAGUGGAUUGUUGCCUUUAGUUUCGUCUUCUUCUUCUUCACAUACAUUCAUGACUUCAAAUUCUUUACCUUACGGGUGGAAACAGAAUUUGAGGGGUAGUCUUGAACAUUUUUACCAGCAUCGUUAAGAUAAAUAUGAGUAUUUUAUGUAAGUUUUGCAUGCGUCUUAGUACACAUUCAAUUUCCACUGACUGAAAUUUUGGUAGAACACAGUAGAUACUUUUUUAUUUUUUAAUUGUAUUUAUACAUUUUUGUACAACUGGUUGUCUGUCACAUACAAGAUGAUUGAAGACAAACUAAACAAAUACUGUAUUUUUACUUUUUAUGUACGGUAUGUAUAUAUACAUAUAUAUAUGUAUGUAUAUAUACAGACUAUUUCUAAGUGUACUUAUUGUUGCCUGUUAACUUUGCACUUUGCUAUUGCUACACCAGCAUGACACAUCCUGUGAGAACUGUGACCUCUUAUAGGAGAAGUUAAUCACAUUGUGAACACAUGAUCACACACAGGGUUAAAUGAGAAUACCACUUAGACCACUCGUGUCUACGACUACAUAGCAGUCUGACCUUAGACUGAAAGUAUAUGAAUGUUAGUUGGUGGUUUUGUGCAGAAUUUCCUGUUUUGUUUUGUUUUUUUAAUUUGCGGAUUAUCACUUUAUUGUGACAUCAAAUUAAGGAGGAAACACUCCUGCUGUGGAUGCUCCGAUUCAGAGCUUUGGUUUUUGGAUGAAUCUGUCCACUCCACAUUGCUGAACAAUGAAAACUGUGUCUAAUAAGACAUUUCUGUCUGAUAUCAGGUACUGUAUACUGCUUAUGUUUUGCUGCCACUUCUACAUCAUCUGUGCUGCAGCUGUGGAUGGGAAUUUUCAUACAGGCAAUGGGAAUUAGGCUACUUAGUAGCAGGAAUCGGGCUAAUUUUUGGAAUUUAAUUCCAAUAAUAAUAUGAACCAAAAGCAAAGUUAAUUAGAAUUAUGGAGGUUUGUUCAGCUGGGCUUUUCACUUGUAACCCCACGUCACGAGUUUUUAGCUCAAUGGCUUCUUAAAUUUUUAGGAUUACACUAUGUAACAAGAUGUUUGUCUUUGACCCCUUUUUUUGCCCCAAAAUAUAUAAAUUUAUUGUUAUUUUUUCUUUUAACUGAACAUUUUUAUAGGCAAUUUUUGAGGAGAAAACAGCUUGGAAAAAAGUUUAAAACCUAAAUGAAAACCACUAGUAAAUGGCAUUAUAUGGGAAAAUGACAAAUUUGGAAAAUCACUGUCUGAACAACAAAAGCAAAGUUUUGGGAUCCAAAAUAUCUAUAUUUUUUAGUUUGUUUACAUGUAGAGAACUAGAAAAACAGUUUAAACCCAAAGACAAGACAAAAGUGGAAAUUUGUUACCUGGUCUUAUCAGAGUUACAAGGGGAAUGAAUGUUUCUGGUACCAAGUAUGGAUCUUGCAUCUAUUAAAAAAAAAGGCAGUAAUUUAAAAUAUUUUGUCAACUCUUUUGGGUUGCUGGCGUGUAACAUAAGAGUCGUGGACCAUUACAGGUGUGCAGGCUGAGUUUGAAGAUGUGUGCGGCCAAAAAACAUGAAGAGUGCUGAGUAAAGGGUGUAAGACUGCACCUACCUUCAAAAUAGGACUUUAGAAGAAGGGUGGAGUGAUAUAGUUUCGGCUUUGCAGCAAGUUCUUCCCUUUUAGACGUUUAGAAAAAAUAGACCCUGAAGUUGAGAACCAAUGUUUUAGCCAGUACUGUAACCAAGUGCUUGCUACAAGUAAAAUCACAGGGAAUCUAGAAAGAGGCUGUAAAACUCCUGAGACAAAUUUGGGAUUUAGGGAUUAAUAUGCAAAACUGACUUGAAAUGGCACAAGGGAACAUAGUAACACACUGAAAGGCUGCUUAAAAGUUUAAUUACCUUUAAUGAGGUGCACUCAGACACAUGUAAGGUCUGCAUGCUGUUAAAGGUGGUCCAGAUUUUGUGGAUCAGAAGACUAUAAUACUUCUGCUGAACUGCUCUACACAGGUGGAAUAAACGUACUGUAAAGAAAACAAAUGAUCCUGUGCUGUAAUCUGUGUAGAUUAUAACUAUUUCACUACAGGUGUUUUUAUAAAGGGACAUGUUUGAGGGGUUUUCUUUGUUUUUUACUGAACUUUUGUACUUUUGCUUGUAAAAUGAUGUAUGGCACAAACUAUAAUGUACAGGUGAGCUGAAGAAUAA